This is a messenger RNA of Yamadazyma jaroonii, 1611 nucleotides long. The record is from the annotation of a GenBank genome assembly. Lineage: Eukaryota; Fungi; Ascomycota; Pichiomycetes; Serinales; Debaryomycetaceae.
AUGGGGUUCGAUAUAAAAUCAAGAACUAACACCUACGGGUUAACAGGAAGAUCUUUAAGAGUUGCAAUCACUGCUACGGCUGUGACUGCGUUUUCCUUUUUCGGUUACGAUCAAGGUUUAAUGUCCGGUUUGAUCACUGGUCCACAAUUCAAUCAUGCUUUCCCUGCUACUGAUGGGAUUAAAGUCAAUCAAGGUGGUGUAACAGCUGCUUUUGAAAUCGGAUGUUUAUUUGGUGCUAUGUUUGUGUUAUUCAAAGGUGACGAUUUCGGUAGAAGACCUUUGAUUAUUGCUGGUUCGAUUAUUAUCACCAUCGGUGCUAUAAUUUCUACUUUAUCGUUCAAAGAUAAUUGGGCUUUAGGUCAAUUCGUCGUAGGAAGAGUUAUUACUGGGUUGGGGAAUGGUUUAAAUACUGCUACAGUACCAGUUUGGCAAUCGGAAAUGUCCAGAGCUGAAAAUAGAGGUAGAUUGGUUUGUCUUGAAGGUGCUGUUGUUGCUGUUGGUACUUUUAUUGCUUAUUGGAUUGAUUUUGGCUUCAGUUACAUUAACAAUUCUGCUCAAUGGAGAUUCCCUGUAGGAUUCCAAUGUGUGUUCUCCGUCAUUCUUUUCUUUGCUAUUAUUCAAUUACCUGAAAGUCCAAGAUGGUUGAUUGCUCAUGGAAGAAAUGAAGAAGCUAGACUUAUCUUGGGUAAAUUGAAUAACUUAGAACCUGAUAGUGACAUUAUUGUUUCCGAACAAACAGUUAUUUCCGAUGCUAUUAAAAACUUCGAUAAAGAACAAGCAGGAUUCAUGGCCUUGUUCACUGGUGGUAAAACCCAACAUUUCCAAAGAAUGUUAUUGGGAGUUGCUGGUCAAUUCUGGCAACAAUUUGGUGGUUGUAAUGCCGCCAUUUAUUAUUCUACGGUUUUAUUCGAAGAAAGUAUUGGUUUAGAUAGAAGAUUGGCUUUAGUAUUAGGGGGAGUUUUUGCUACCGUCUAUGCUCUUUCAACCAUUCCUUCUUUCUUCCUUAUUGAUACCUUAGGUAGAAGAAAGUUAUUCUUUAUUGGUUCAAUCGGUCAAGGGGUUGCUUUCUUGAUAGCUUUUGCUUGUUUAGUUAACCAAAAUGAAUCCAAUUCUAUUGGUGCUGCUGUGGCCCUUUUCAUUUUCAUUAUCUUCUUUGCCUUCACAAUGUUACCAUUACCAUGGAUCUAUCCACCAGAAAUCAAUCCUUUGAAAACCAGAACUGUUGCUUCUUCAGUAUCAACAUGUACUAAUUGGAUUUGUAAUUUCGCUGUGGUGAUGUUUACUCCAGUUUUCAUUGAAGCUAGUGGUUGGGGUUGUUACUUAUAUUUCUCCAUUAUGAACUUCUUAUUCGUUCCAGUGAUCUUCUUCUUCUAUCCUGAAACUGCUGGAAGACAAUUAGAAGAAAUCGAUAUCAUCUUUGCUAAAGCUCAUGUUGAAAACAGACAACCUUGGAGAGUGGCUGCAACAUUACCUAAAUUAUCCAACGAUGAAAUUGAACAACAUGGAAGAGAUUUGGGAUUAUAUAAGAACUUUGAUGAUGAAGAAAAGAGUUAUGAAACUGACUCUAACAUGAGUAAACCUAAUGUUCAAGAAAGAGAUGUGAGUGUAUAG